AUGAUUGUACUACCAAAUACUCCACCAUUACCAAUUCAAUUCAAAGAUCCUAAGAAUUUAUCAAACAAUAUUUUGACACAAAGAACUUCAUUAUUUGUUGCUAAAUUAUCAAAUUAUAAUGAAUCAAUACAAUAUGUUUUAAGUUUAGAAGAAUAUCUAAAAUCAUUAAUUGAAUUUUCAAAAUCAAAUAAUAUUACAAAUACUAUUAUAUGUUCAAAUAUUCCUUGGAAUAAUGUCAGUCAUGCAAAGGCUAAAACAGCAAAUAUAUUCAAAUCAAAGUCCGCAAAUACGUUUCAGUGGAGUUUACUAAAUGAGAUAACAAUAUCGCUAAUAUCAAUUUCACUAAUAUAUAAUAGAAUAGCAUCAGAAUUAAUUAAUGAUACAAUAAACAAAGAAGUUGAUCCACCGGAAAAACCAGAAGAUUAUAAUGAAAAUUGGAAACAAAUUACGAAACUUUAUAAAAAAUCAAUUUCCAUUAUGCAAUAUGCAGAAAAUUUACAAGUGAAUAAUAAUCAAAAUAUAGAUGAAGGUACUGUUGAAAUCAACUUAAUGUUAAUAUCAUUUGUACAAAAGAUUAGUGAUAUAUCAAUUCAAAUGUCAAUCUUAUCAAAAUUUUUAUGGAUAAAUCGAAAUUUAAUCAAUAAAAAUCAAGAUAUAACAACAGAUAAUAAUAUAACACUAUCAAAAGUUGCAAUUUAUUGUAUGAAUGAAUUAGAUUCAAUUUCAAACUUAAUAAAAGACUUCCAAUCUUCAUUUAAAGUAUCUUCGGAGUCCAGAACAGGGAUAGUGAAUUUAAAUUAUACAGAUUGGGAUGAAUACUUAUCAAUUAUCAAAAAAUACAUUGCAGCAUAUGCUGGUUUCUUUCUAGCUAUACAAAAUUACAAAGAAGAUAAAUUAGGUAAUGCCUUAGGAUUGAUUCAGUUUAGUUUAAUUUCCUUACAAAGUAAGAACAACCUUGAACCAUCAUCGUUACUUAACAAAAAGAUAACACUACAAAAAUUCAAAAACAAAAUAAUAGCAAGAAAAAAUGAAAAUAUACUAUCAAAUUUAAAUUCAGUAUCAACAUUAAACUUAAACAAAUCAGCAUUCAAUGAAAAAUCAGGUAUAGUUUUAAAUGAUUUAUCUUACUUAUACGAUCAAUUAAUCAAGCUAAAUAUUAAAUUUUUAUCAGAAAAUAAUACAUUAAAGUUUGAUGAUAUUACUCACUGGUCAUCAAUUAACAAUGAUUCAAAAUGGCCCAUAGGUUGUAAAAUUCCAAUAUCAAAUAUUGAACCAUUUGAUCCUUUGGAAAAUGAGAGUAAUAAUUCUGGAAAUAAUGAGUAUUCUGGUCGUGGAGCUUAUUAUUAA
This is a messenger RNA of Lodderomyces jiufengensis, 1347 nucleotides long. RefSeq lists its product as uncharacterized. Bases 1 to 1347 code for a protein of 448 amino acids. The record is from RefSeq and is a predicted model, not a curated record. The transcript has a single exon. Lineage: Eukaryota; Fungi; Ascomycota; Pichiomycetes; Serinales; Debaryomycetaceae.